AUGGAAGACCGCGAUAUUGAAAUUGAAAAGUGCCGAGAAAUGCUAAAGUGGUUUAUUCAAGAUAGCAAAAAUAAAAAUUCGCCCUCAAAUCCGAAUACUCCCGCUACUAUUACUAGACCUGGAUCUCUAAAUAUACCAGAAGAAAGCUUUAUAAAGAGAUGAAGGCGUAGCGACAAACUUUUUGAUGGAAAAUACUCGUCUUCAGGAGCUUCAACCCCUCAGACACCAGCAACGCCAAUUCAUGAUAUAGAAAAUCGAUUACGCUCACACAAUACUCCAUUAGGUGCAAAAAGCGGGGGAAAUAAGUAUUAUUUUGGCAAAGAAAACCAAGCAAGUGAUUGGGAAGAUGAUUAUAAUGUAUAUUGACUGAGAAAAAUAAGGGAAUAUUUUAUAAAUAAAUAUUUAUAAUGAUAAAAUUCCCUUUGCAAGGUAUAUCAAGAUACUAUGAAGAUUUUACUGAAUUAAAUACAAUAGGCUCAGGAAGCUUUGGAACUGUUUUUCAAUGCAGACACAGGCUUGACGGGCUGCUUUACGCAGUGAAAAAAGUCCCUAUGACAAGAAAAAAUAAAGCAGCUCGAGAUAAAGCUUUACAAGAAGCCUUAACCUUAGCUGCGUCGUCUUCAUUUGACGAUAACACAUAUAUCAUUAGAUAUCAUAGUGUUUGGAUCGAAAAAGACAAUUUAUUUGUGUCUAUGGAACUUUGUGAUUGCAGCUUAUCAAGCUAUAUAGAAAGAGUAGGCAAAAUCACUGAGCAAGAACUCCGAAAAAUAAUGCGAGAUCUAUGCAAAGGCUUAAAAAAACUCCACGCAAGAAAUAUCGUCCAUCUAGACAUCAAGGCAGAAAACAUUUUAUAUAGUUUUACACACAAAUUCAAAUUAGCUGAUUUAGGACUAGCAAGAAUCACCACAAAUAUAUCAGGCGAAGUCCCUGAAGGUGAUAAUCGAUAUUUAGCUCAGGAAUUAUUAAAUAUUAUGCCAAACGACCCUGAAUCAAUUCCUGACCUCACAAAGGCGGAUAUAUUUUCAUUAGGAGCGACUAUGUUAGAAAUAAUGAGAGAUGAAGAGCUUCCUGGGAAUGGAAAAGAAUGGCAUGAUAUUCGGGAUGGAAAUUUUAAUAUUCCUGGAGGAUUUUCUGCAGAGAUUAAAAAGACAGUGAAAAAAAUGAUGAGCAAAAAUCCAGCUGAUAGGCCGACAGCUGAGGAGUUGCUGAAUGAGGUUUUAGUAUCAAAAACAAAGCAGGAUUUGAAAAAGUAUAAAAGCUAUUCCAAGUAUUUAGAAAGGACUUUGGAGAUUUUUGACUGCCCUUAUAAAAAGCGCAAGCUUUCUAUUUAA
Messenger RNA from Blepharisma stoltei, 1331 nucleotides. The record is from the annotation of a GenBank genome assembly. Lineage: Eukaryota; Ciliophora; Heterotrichea; Heterotrichida; Blepharismidae.